Adineta steineri is the source of this 636-nucleotide messenger RNA. The record is from the annotation of a GenBank genome assembly. NCBI's taxonomy places the organism in Eukaryota, Metazoa, Rotifera, Eurotatoria, Adinetida, Adinetidae.
AUGAAUUUAAAUAGAGGUCAAAUAAUUGCAGAUGGAAAUCGAAGUCGAAAUAAUCAACUGAAUUGUCCAACAGACAUAAUUUUCGAUAAAGAAAAUAAUUCUUUUAUUAUUUCGGAUUGGCGAUACAAACGAGUAAUUCGGUAUUUUGACCAAAAUCAACAAAUUACUAUUUCAAAUGUUGAUUGUCAUGGUCUAUCAAUUGAUGAAAAUGGAUUAAUUUAUGUUUCUGAUUGUAAUAAGCAUGGAGCAAGACGAUGGAAACAAGGAGAUAAAAAAGGUGAAUUAGUCACAGGUGGAAAUGGUCAAAAAAAUCAUUUUAAUCAACUUAACAGUCCUAAUUAUAUCUGUAUUCAUGAAGAUGAUUCUCUUUAUAUAUCGGAUUGGUAUAAUCAUUGUUGUGAAGGAGAUGCAGAAGGUGAAGUUAUUGUUGGUGGAAAUGGUAAAGGAAAUCAAUUGAAUUCUCUCAUAGGUUUAUCAUUUGAUAAUGAAAAUAUUUAUGUUGUUGAUAAUGGAAAUCAUCGAAUCCAAAAAAUACGAACAAAUUUUAAUUUCAAAAUGGUUUUGAUUUAUUUGGAUAAGAUUUCUAUUUUUAUUUUUGAAAAUAAAUUAAAAAUAUUAGUUUACCAAAAGUCUUGA